CGGCACAGUGAGCCACGCGUGGUCGUACCGUUGUUGGCUGUAAAAAUAGGGAUCAAGUUUCAAUGAGUCAUUCUAUUUUCUCCGAAACAGUCCAUUGUGUCCCUAGCAGAAAUAAAAUUAACAGAUAUAAAAUACCUGUGACCACGAAAGAAACUUUCUUCGCACUUUAUUGCGUAAUUGUGUUUUUCGAGGGACAGUUGAGUUGAAGAACGAUAUAGCUUUGCAAGAAAAAGGUUUUUUCUUACAUCGCUUGAAGCGCACAAAGGAUGGGUUCAGAAUUGAUGACGAUCCAGGUUAGGUAUUUACAGCGUCAUGUUAAGGAAGGGUAGAAAAAAAUUGUGAAAUAGUGGGAAGAGUCGCCUGGAAUCCAUUAAGAAGCCUGUGACGAAAGCAUUUCCAGUAGUACAAUGUGCCGUUGCCACGUGCGAUGUGCAUAAAGUCUACCAUGGCUCUGAAAGCCGAAAUAGUGACAAUAAAGUUGCAGGUUGUUUCCUGUUCCCGAACUUGCGCAAGAAAUCGCUCGAGACUGAAUUCAUUUUUAACGUCAGGAAGGCUUUAAGCUGUUUUGGCGGAAUCCUUCCUUAACUGGAGCACCGAAAUUCUUUAUUCAACAGGAAAGCACUGCAGAUCGUGCCCUCUACCACAGAACCGUCUAUCUUCGACUACGUGGACAAGCAGACUUUCAAUUGGAAGAAACCGAAGUAGUUUACGACGUGAAAUUUAAACCACCGUGAAAUGGAUAAAGAGCCGCCUGAUCAGCCCACAAAAAGUUGUAUUGGAAUCAUCUAGUAAUUGAAUUAUAGCUGCGUGUACUGCCUCUGUGGUGGAAUUACUGAGCUGGAUGCGGAAACGCAGCACUUUCGCGCUUGCAAGGGUCGGCUUAUGGCCGUCCGAGCAUCAUGAACCAAGUUGCACACGUUUCUCAAUUGGUGCUGCCAUGAAUCAGUUACAAGGUGGAAGGAGCUCUCGUCUUUCGCUGAUGCUGCUUGUUUUCAUCAUUUUGAACUCAGUCUGGUUCAUGACUGCUGGAGCUGCUCCAGUCACGGCCGUAUCCAGCUACACUGGGAGUGAUGCUGCAUCACGCACUCCUCUAAGUCGCUGCCCCGCCAUCUUCAACCCCAUUUCUAUGAUUGCUAACAGCAACGUUAGUGGUGUUAGUAGCUCUGCUAAACAGGGUCUAAUCGGCCGAUCAAAAGCAACGCAAUCGCCGUCAUCGUCGCCAUCAUGUCGUUACUUUCUGAAAAAACGUUUUGGAACUCUAACGACGCCGGGCUUUCCAUCAGCAUUUCCCUUGCCAUGCAUAUGCAGUUGGAUAAUCGAUGCGACAGGAUUUGAACCGGAGUCUUUCAUCACUCUUUAUCUGACGCAAAUGUAUCUAACUCGAGGCGUCAAAGCUGUCCAGUAUUCGUUCCGUAACGAGACUCACGCCGUUGGUCGCAAGGAGCUGGACGAACUGCACGCACAUCGCCCUCGCCCAUAUUCAGUCUACAGGAUUAAAGCACGAUACCUGGAAGUGCAAGUGAACCUGGACGAGCUGGUGAACGCUAACUUGCGCGUCGAACGCCGGCUGAUGGACGUUUACGGCUUCAAUAUUACGUAUGAGAUUCAGCCGAACGGUUCGCGUAUACGCUCCGAUACGUGUAACGUGGUCAACUGUACCUUUAACGGCCAUUGUUACGCUAAUCACAAUUACAGCCAGUUCCAGUGUUCGUGUCUACCGAAUUUCUCGGGCAAGUACUGCCAACACGGUCCCGAAUGCAACCCGGAAAAAGGCAUCAACGUCUGCAAAAAUGGCGGCGUUUGCGGGUAUCGCAUCGGCAUUUCGGUCGUACGCUGCAGCUGUCCACCCAAUUAUAACGGGAGUCUAUGCGAGUUCCGACGUGAAUUCAUUCCAGCCAAAGAGUGCCUUUCCAAACUCCGAUUGAGUUGCAGCCACCACUGCGUCGUUACUGACAAGGGUAUAGCCACUUGCCGCUGUCCGCAGAAUCAAGCCCUGAGAUCUGAUAACUCGACAUGCUAUCCAUUGGUGCCACUGAGAAUCCUGGGACAGGUCGAACUGGAAAGGCCAAACUGCUUUAAUGACACGCGUUUGGUUGAAGGAGUCACAGCCGCGAUGAGAAAAAUGGCAGAAGAAUUUACAGCUUUGAAACUAGUGGUUGGUUCCGUCAAUUUGUUUGAGCCCAACUCAAGUAGACUUCAGUUCAUAUUAUGGAAUUCUGAGAAAUACAACAUGAGCUGGACAAAUGCAGUAGCAUUCCACGGUUCGAUGGAUGCCAGCAGAAACGGCUCCCAUUUGAUUGGGAAUCAAUCGUCCUUGGGACAAAGGUUUCCCUGGAACAGCGGCAGGAAAAAGAUGACAAGGGAUGAAGACAUUUAUAUUCCACAGCAAUGGAAUAACUCCUAUACGUCUUUCGUUCACCAAAUUAACUCCAGGGCGUGGAAGGUGCAAGGUGAGACAAUUGCCAUCCGGAACAUCAGCGUCGUCCAAGUUCCAGCUUUGAUUAUCGAGUGGGUAAAAUUGGAUGUCAAGGGUCAGGUUCGUGAAGGUUAUCCUUUCACAGUGGCAUGCAACGCCAACGGUUCGGGCAAGAAAAAUUUGAAAAUGGGCUGGUACAAGGAUGGCCACCCGAUAGAUGAUUCGUUUGCACUCCAGCGCAACAUGUCCAUUUUUGUUCAUCAACAACAGAACCUGCGUGGAUUUUUCACGCUUUAUUUGGAAGUGAAACAAGCAAACUUGUUCGACCGUGGUGAAUUUGAAUGUUGGGCCAAGGAUUGGGGACAGACCGCCCGCAAGAGCGUCUUUCUCGAUGUCAUUACGCCACCGAUUCUCGACCUGAUGCCUAUGAAUCCUGUUGUUCUUCCGGGUACGGCAGUGAAUUUGACGUGCCGUGACGAGAACCAUCUGGCGCGACGAACAACCACCAAGUACGUCUGGUUGAAAAAUGGCCAGCCCAUCGAAUCAUCCUGCGAAGAAAUCAUCGAAGACUUGACACCAGUCGGCAGUCUGUUGAGAAUCACUUCGAUUCAGCAUAGCACCAAUUACACAUGCCGAGGGGAAAAUGGAACAAAAGUGGCCAACAAGACAACCCAAGUUUUUGUCGCUAGCGAAGAAAGAUCCUGUCCUCAGCAGAAAAGCCAUGGUGUCGAAUGGCUUAGGACGGCUUUUGACAUCACCAAUUACCAGUUCUGUCCUGCUGGAUAUGUCGGUGUGGCCAAGAGACAUUGCUUCGCUGUAAAAGAAUUGCCUGAUGACGGUGGAGAGACGCUUCCAGCUAUAAAACCUUUCUGGAGCUGGGGAGAGCCAGAUUUUUCCAAUUGCAGCGAUCGUGAACUCACUGAAGUAUAUCAUCAGUUGAAGUUGAUCACUUUGGGCUAUGUCGUCACCGACCUUACAUCCAUGGUCAAUAAGUUCGCCGAUUUCAUCGAAUGGAAGCUGAAAGGUAUCGCAGAAUUCAAUCGGUUCACCAACUGGAAAAAUAGAACAGAUGAAGAAGCUACCCCAGCCCCUUAUCUACCUGGGGAAGGAAACAUGUUGUUGGAAAUGGCGAUCAGUCUUGAAGUUUUUCUUUGGAGAAGGACAGAAGUUUUACCACACUCCUUUUGGAAUUCGACGGCUGUCCGUUAUUUAUACGCUCUUGAUGCGCUCUUGUCCAUGCCCCGUGAUAUUUUCCGUUUGAAUGGUGAACUGCCGAUCUUGCGUUUCAUUCAGAAUCACCUAACUCUUCUAGGCAUCAAUCCCAAAGGCGAGUAUCUUCUUGGCAGUAUUGAACGUCAUUUGCUGAAGAACAGCGAUCUUAACGUCGACAAUGAUAGGAAACAGUUCAAGUACAAAGGACGUUUUCCAGUUUUGCCGAGCCAAACAGGAUUCAAAAACCUUAGCCAACUGGCACCUGCCCAGUUCUUUCUCAAUAAGCAAAACGGGUACAAUUUUUCGAUUGAUUUUCAUUCAGUAGAACAUCUCCAAAUCCAAGGUGGUGAAUAUCAUUGCGCCCUGCUGCUACUCCAACCAACAAACCAUUCCCGAGGAUGGGAUAUGGAUUCUUGUUUCAUCGAACGGUUGUCCGAUCCGGCUGCCUUCCGUUGCCAUUGCGACCAUCAAGGAACUGUCGUUCUACUCUACGCCGUAAGAGACAUUGAGCAGACAGAGAAUUCGGUGGUAAACUUGUGGAAAGUCAUUUACUUUGCAGCUUCAGUUAGCCAUUUAGCCGUCGUUUUUGGUCUCGUGACUUUAUGUGCCAUGUGGUACCAACGGCGCUGCGUGUGGUUAUGGUUUCAAAUCCAAGUGGGAAUUUCGCUUUUACCGCCAUCGUCUAUUUACUUCCUGCAAACUGACAUCGUCGUCACCAAUCGUUUCUGGGCCAGUUUACUGACUGCAGCGAUAUAUCAAUAUGCAACCACUGUUUGGGCCAUGAUUAUGUAUUUGAAGAUGAGUGCCACCAAGAGCCCUACAGAACAGGCGACGACGGGAAAACUGAGUCAGAAUAAUAUCAGACUAGUAGGUUUGUCGUUAGGCGUUCCAUUGACGUUAUCUGGGGUCCAGAUUCUCAUCGAGGAAUUUUCCGUUGGUGUGCCGUUCAUCACCUGGUUUUCCCAGCUCAGCUCCUUCUCUGGGAUCUUCUUCUCGUUGGCUUAUAGUACUUUAUUUUUCACCGUCCUUUCGCUCUACGUCACAUCAACAAGGGAACCGGAUGAUUCGGCCGAAAAGUCCAAGACUUUCACGAAGGACGUAUCUCUUCUGAUGAGCAAUAUUGUUCGACACAGUCAUUUUUGUCCGAUGCUCGCUCUGCUGGGUGUACUGGUCACGGGAUCUACGUUGUGCCGCUUCCACUGGUUGUCACUUAGCACCCACUGUGUCGCCGCAUUGUUACAUCUACUAGCUGUCUUAUUGGCGGUCCCCUUGAUGUUAAAUUUUAGCAGUACAAAAUUUUUCUGCCUUUAUUGGUGUUUUUGGCGUCGGAAUAAGUUACCCCAAGGCGAAACGAUGAGUGAGUUGUUGAAUGCAACAGCAAUGGUCGAGAGUCCUCAACGAAAAAGCCUGUUGUCGACAGACCAACAUCCAUCAGAAGGUUUAGAAAGGUCUGCGCAGGCAAGACGAAUAAGUCGUCCUUGCCUGGAUGAGACACCAUUUCCAGUGCAUAAUAGGAUCAGAAGAUUUUACCGAUGCGGUCCGGCUUCGUCUCCUUUGCUGCAAAGAGCGGGUCUCGGCCCUGACGUGCGAGCGCUUAGCUUGGAACAAGAAUCUACCCAUCAAUUGCUUGACAAUAGUUUAACAGCCCUUCAAGCUGACAUAUCACCGACAGAGGCAAUCAAUGGAUCAGGGGAUCUAACAGAGUUUAGUAGAGAUCGAAUAAACUCCACGUCGUCCGAUGGCAUGCAACAAGACGACCUGGAUUCGGGAUUUGGGCCCAGUGGUGGAGGAGGAAGUCAAAAAAUGAAUGGAUUGGAUAAAUACUCUGAUGCUUGGAAGCUCUUGAGAAGAAUUCGGCGGAAGUUGAAGAAACUCAGAUUCCAUUCUAGGGAGAGCACCAGCGAUAGAGGUUCCUUCCGCUCAUGUCAGAGCACUACAAGCACUGUCACGACAGCUGAAAUGAGCGGACAAGGCAGCAGUUUCAUAGCACAGGAGAUGGAGAUUCCAGUUCGAGAAGCUGAACAACUAAAAUGCUUAAUGACUUCUUACAGAUUACGACCAUUUAGGCCCCGAUGGUCUGAAGACUACGGCCAGGAAAACGAAAGGAAUUCCAGUGAAGUCGGCCAUCUUCCCUUAAAGUGCAAACCUUUUCGAGGCCGUUGUUUCAUCAACUGCUCACCAGAGAAAACUGGAUCUAACAUUAUGAUACGACAUGUUUGUCAGAGCAUUGGCACCGGCGACAGCGUAUUUAUGCCGUUGCGCGCUCUGAACGACUGUUGCGAUCAUCGCUUACACAACCUGGAGACUCCAUUUGGCGAACCUUGUCUUAAAGACUCAGUUCACACUAAAUCUGGAACAAUGAUCGUUCAUGCCGUCGUCGAAAGUCACCCAAAGCUAAUGGACAAAGACGUUUGCGAAUAUUUGAAAAUGGAUCCAGCUGGGAGUCUUGCCAUCGAUCAGCAAAGAGUCAAGUGGCUUCAGGUGUACUAUAACACGGUAGUCGAAUCUACGUCCCAAAGUACUAAGACUGGUGAUUCUAAUUGCAUCAGCAGAAUUCAUCUGGCGGGAUCCUUAAAAAGAAACUUUUGUGUCUCGUCGACUUUUUCGAGCAAAAAGAAAAUCUACGGUGGACGAAUCGUCAAGAGGAAACGAUUUUCAUCCCGCAAUAUCACACAUUCCGCUCGCCAAAGUGAGAUCACAUGAAACUGCAAACUGGUGGGAUAGCCUUGUUAUUCAGCCUACACAGCUGACAGUUUGUCUGUUAGAGACCAAAUCUUCUGAUCUGAAUUAGCUAACCAAUUGAGUAGCUUCAGGCUCUAUCCAAAACAAAGAUGUAUUUGUAUAAAUUCGCAAAACAUGACAAACACAAAACGCUAAUUUCGUUGAACGGCCCACGAACGAUGAUUAUAAUAUGCUAGUCAAGUUUUCUUGAAAAUGUGAAAAUUGCCUCAUCUAACAGUUUACAAUGCAAAAAUAAGAACCAGAAUAACAAGGUAACCUUCACUCCCUAUUUAUCCCAAUUGUUUCCCUUUUAACCUUCAUAGCUUUGUUUUUAUUCUGUUGAAUGUCUAUCUCAGGUAAACAAAUGAUUUUCACAAACCGAAGUGUAUUUUUUGUUGUUUUUGUAUUCUGGUAUUUGACAUUACUCACGUACACAUGGAGUUUCAUACCAUAUAAAUACUUUCCUGGCAAACUUCCUUGUCAAAUGUCAGAUUCACAGUUCACCGAAGUUUGCAGACUUACCGCAGGAAUGUUUCUUUUUCUGUUUCUUUACUAUUUUAAGUUUCCCGAUAGGGAUUCUGUCUAGAUGAGAUGAUAUAGUUCCCCGAAGGGAUUCUAUACAACUUUGUUUCUUGGCUUUGGGACCCAAAUUCGCAUCCAUCAAUGAACAGAGGGCGAAGAAGGAAAUUGUGUUCUUGGUAGAUUAAUUGCUUAAUGUGCUUGAAUGUCAUUGAUUGUGUUUCUAUUAAAUUCGUCUUAAUUUUC
Daphnia magna is the source of this 7114-nucleotide messenger RNA. RefSeq lists its product as uncharacterized. Gene Ontology annotation, cellular component: membrane. The record is from RefSeq and is a predicted model, not a curated record. Bases 842 to 6331 code for a protein of 1829 amino acids. NCBI's taxonomy places the organism in Eukaryota, Metazoa, Arthropoda, Branchiopoda, Diplostraca, Daphniidae. Gene Ontology annotation, molecular function: G protein-coupled receptor activity. The transcript is spliced from 24 exons.